CUUCUUGCCCGAAAAAAAAAAUAAAGUACAUAAUGGCCGAAUUUAGAGUGUAGAAAUCGGGAUACAAACACGCUCAAAUUACAGUAAAGAAACAAAAACCUUCACAAUUCUCACGCUUAUUGAAACUGUUUAGACCUGUUUAUAUAAUUCCAAAAAUAGUCAGACCAAAAGUCGAGAACCAUUGUAGAACGGCUAUUUUCAGAAACCAUACAUGACCAACCACAGUAAAUUUGUUUAGCUGCUGACCACGGUUCCGUCACGCCACCCCACCCUACCCUAAUGCGUAAUUAGUACCCUGUUUGUUUGGAUUCCCAUCAUUCAAGGCGAGACUGGAAGACGCUUUUGUUGAAAAAAUAAAUGGCGGCGAAGAAUUGUAAUUCCGGGAAAUUCUAGUGAAGAUAACAGACAAACAGAGCUGCUCACGUGAAGUUUCGCUCUUGAAGGAUGUUCACAGAAGUAUAAACCUGAAGUAAAGAGAAAGCUCUAUCAUCUUACCAGAAUGGGAUAUGACACAGGAAGGUUUACGUGCACAGUUGAUGAAGAACUGAUCUGUACAAUUUGUGGUGGGGUGUUAGAAGACCCUCUCCAGGCCCCAGCUUGUGAACAUGCAUUUUGUGCAGCUUGUAUUCAUGAGUGGCUGAAUCACCAGCAGACAUGUCCAGUAGAUCGACGCAGUCUAACUCCACAUCAACUGAAACAAGUACCAAGAAUUCUAAAGAAUCUUUUAUCGAAGUUGACAAUUAAAUGUGAAAAUGACGCAUUUGGCUGUGAAGGUGUAGUUAGACUAGAUCAAUUACAGUCUCAUCUGUCCCAGUGUGAACACAAUCCCAAAAGGCCAGUUAACUGCGAGAAAGGCUGUGGGCUGGUUGUGCCUUUUGAUGAGCUGCCUCAGCAUAACUGUGUUCGUGAGCUAAAUAAUCUCAUCCAAAACCAGAACUUCAAACAAGCACAACUGCAAGCUCAGAUUGAUGACCAGCGUCAGCAGCUUAAUGAACAGAAACGUGAGAUCCAAGCUCUCAAGGAUAUGAUCCGAGCAAUGAGAGUGAUCAACUUGCCACAGGCAUUGCCUCUUUUGCCAAGCAACCUGCCACAGGCAGAUCACUAUGACAACGAAGUUCAUCAGUGGUUAGCUGGAUUACAAUCAGCCAGAGUGACACGAUGGGGUGGAAUGAUAUCAACUCCUGACGCUGUCCUCCAAGCAGUGAUUCGCCGAGCACUUGCAGACAGUGGAUGUCCACCAGCAAUUUUAAAUGAACUUAUGGAGAAUGCUCAUGAGAGAAAAUGGCCUCCAGGGCUAAGUACUCUUGAAACACGACAGUUAAAUCGUCGGCGUUAUGAACAGUAUGUAUGCAAGAGAAUUCCUGGAAAACAGGCAGUGGUGAUUAUGGCGUGUGAAAAUGAACAUAUGGGUGAAUCUAUGACUUUGGAACCUGGUUUGGUAAUGAUUUUUGCACAUGGAAUUGAAUGAAGUUUUUGUCCAUACUAAAAAACCAUAUGUACAUGUAGUAAGCCAAGGAACAAGAUCCAUCAGUCACUAAGUCACCGUAGCUCAAGUUAGACACCAAGGCUCUAGAAAACACUAUUUUUAUUAGAAAUUGCAAAGCUCCUUUUUGCAAAUAUACUAGGAUUAUUUACAGGCAUCAACUUCACUCUUUGAAAAAUAGCAACCCCCUCCUCAGGUGGAGGCACUCCUUAUAAUGGCCUAUAUGGGGAGGCUCUACCCGAAAUGGGUACCUUUCUCAGGUUUCAUGCAUAUAUACUAGACAUAGUUAUUUAAAGGGUAGGGAUUUCACAAGUUGAGCUAUAUGAAAGGGUAGGGAAAUCAGAGUAUCGUGGCUCUCACUACGCAUGAACUGAACAAAUAAGACUUGUUUUUUGGUUAACAUCUUUUCUGGUUAUGCUUGGUCUUCUCCCAAAAUAUUGUUCAGUAACUUCAUUCCAAGGGUUUAGUAAAGGGAUGCAGUGCUUUUUAAGUAGGUGUGCGAAAGGGACUGUACCUUUUUUCAAUAAAAGGUAUACAAAGGGGCAGCUUUUUUGACAAAAUGGUAUACAAAAGGGUUAGUCGUUGGACGUUGGGGCAGAGCCUCCCCAUAUAAAACUUUCUAGAGAACGCCUGGGUAGCAAUCACGGAAGAGGGAAUUAUGUGCACUUCCUUCAGCAAGGGUAGAUUCUUAAAAUGUAGAACAACAUUGGGACCAUCCUAGCUAUAAGGUAGAGCAUCUAGAAGCUGAAAAUGAACAUGUUUGCUCUACGAUAAUGGGAGGCAAGAUGUUUUAAUCGAUUAGCAUGCUGGACUCUGGAUUGAGUGGUCCCAGUUCGAGCGCUAGCCAGAGUCAUUGCAUUUUGGGCAAGACAUUUUACACUCUCAAUGUGUCUCUCCACCCAGGUGUAUAAAUAAGUGACAGCAAAUUUAAUGUUGAAGGGUAACCCUGCAAUGAACAAGAUAUUCCUAGUUAAUUAAUUCUACUGAAACAGGGAUAAGUUCUGGCAGUAUGCACCACUUGACAUGAUGCAGACUUAACCUUUAACCUAUAAGAUAAUGGAGAGCAAAUUACAAGGAAAUGAAAUAGAAAACAUAUUAACUUGUUAUGACUGUGGUUGUGAAAGCUAAUAUAAAUAAUGUUUACUAGGAUAUUUUUAUGUAAGACACCUGAACAUUGCAGUUCUCAGUCAUUUUUGGUGAUAUUGCUUUUCUCUGAAUUUUCUUAUAGUUUUAUUGCCCAAAAGAUCGAACAUCUUACAAUAAGAAUGGCUUAAUUUAUGACAUUUAAUAGAAUAUAAGGUUUAAUAAUUUCAAAUGAAUAAGCCCCUUGAAGUGUUGGUAUUGCAACCUUUAAAAAUACGUACAUAAUGCCCAUGUGUGCUGAAUAGUGGGCAUAGGUUUGUUGCAAUUCAAGUGUAUCUUUUUAUGCAGCAAAGAGUGUUUCAGAUCACAAGAAGUUGUAGAAAGCAUGAACCAUAUGUGAGGGUUUUCAGUAUUAAAUGUUAGUGAGCUUAGCAUAUUCAGUUAACUACCUUCCUUUUUUGCUUUAUUGACAGAUCCAUAUAUCAGAAAAACGAAGAUCAAAUACAAUGCUGUUAUUAAAAUAUUCAAAUGCAACUUUCAUGUUCA
Molecule: messenger RNA, 3112 nt
Organism: Orbicella faveolata
Lineage: Eukaryota; Metazoa; Cnidaria; Anthozoa; Scleractinia; Merulinidae
Product: E3 ubiquitin-protein ligase NRDP1-like
Biological process (GO): protein ubiquitination; regulation of canonical NF-kappaB signal transduction
Cellular component (GO): plasma membrane signaling receptor complex
Molecular function (GO): ubiquitin protein ligase activity
Source: RefSeq, a predicted model, not a curated record